Messenger RNA from Prunus armeniaca (apricot), 327 nucleotides. Lineage: Eukaryota; Viridiplantae; Streptophyta; Magnoliopsida; Rosales; Rosaceae. The record is from the annotation of a GenBank genome assembly.
AUGAUGGUUGGAUGGAUGAGCAGACUACCCAGAUCGACUUCCAAUCUUCGACUAGUACAAACGACUCAAAUUUCGAAAAGGAGCAUCCGCAUCUCUUUGCCUCUCAACAAGCUUGAGCUCUCGAAGACUGACAUCAGCCUUCCUCUUUUAGGGGAGUUUAGCAAAACAAUCCUUAUGUCCAAAAGGCAAAUCAUCAAGGCUCGGACCAUCCUGCUUCCAUCUAUCGACAUCCUUAGCAGGGGGCAGUCCACCAACUUCCUCCUGAUCAUCGCUCAGCAGCCGCCAGCGGCCACCGCCGCUCCAAUCGUCUUUGGCCGGCAGUCAUGA